AUGGCUGACACUCCGGUCACCAUCCGAACCCGCAAGUUCAUCACCAACCGACUGCUUUCGCGCAAGCAGAUGGUCGUUGACGUCCUCCAUCCCAACCGACCAAACGUCUCCAAGGAUGACCUGCGCGCCAAGCUGGCCGAAGUGUACAAGUCGAACAAGGACCAGAUCAACGUUUUCGGCAUGCGGACGCAAUACGGUGGUGGCAAGUCGACCGGUUUCGCCCUCAUCUACGACAGCGUCGAGGCCAUGAAGAAGUUCGAGCCCUACUACCGAUUGGUCCGUGUCGGCCAUGCCCCCAAGAUCGAGAAGGCCAGCAGACAACAGCGCAAACAGCGAAAGAACAGACAGAAGGAGCUCCGAGGUACCGCCAAGACGAAGGGUGCUUCGUCCAAGGACAAGAAGAAAUAA
Molecule: messenger RNA, 408 nt
Organism: Exophiala dermatitidis NIH/UT8656
Lineage: Eukaryota; Fungi; Ascomycota; Eurotiomycetes; Chaetothyriales; Herpotrichiellaceae
Product: 30S ribosomal protein S24e
Exons: 2
Coding region: 1-408 (135 amino acids)
Biological process (GO): translation
Cellular component (GO): ribosome
Molecular function (GO): structural constituent of ribosome
Source: RefSeq, a predicted model, not a curated record